AUGGAGCGUGGACAAUCGAGUGUUGAGAAAUAUGAGAAAUUCACAUGGAAGAUUGAGAACUUCUCUCGCUUUAACAUUCGUGAGGAGGUUUACUCAGAACCGUUUGUCCUUGGCGGCUAUCCAUGGAUGAUUAGUCUGUUUCCAAGGGGGGAUGGCAUAGAUGACCACUUAUCAAUUUAUUUGGAGGCUGUGCAAAUGCAAACUAACUAUGCCAAUAUGUCAAAUGGAUGGAGCAGAGAUGUGAAAUUUAAAUUGGUUGUAUUCAAUCAGCUUGAUAGUUACAUGAACAUCACUCUAACAGAUGGUGAUUUAUUCUUCCCUUCUUUACAAAAUGCUAGAUCUAAUGAUAAGUUCAAUUCAAGUGCGACUUCCUUGGGUUACAAAUCAUGCAUUACUUUAGAUGAGCUUUAUGAUCCUAACAACGGGUUUAUUGUGAACGAUUCUUGUAUUGUUGGUGCUGAAGUUUUUGUUUGCGAGUCAACACCUGAUGAACCGGUCAUUCAAGCCGCCAACCUAUGUAGUACUUCUCCAACAGGGUAUAUAAAAGUGGAAGUCCCAAUGCCAAAUCCAGAAGUUGAAGGCUCAAAAGAAGAUUCUACUAAAGAUGCUGAUGCAGAGUUGGUGUCUGCUGCAUUGGGGAGAGUUCUUUAUUUCCUUAAGACUAGAAAAGUGAAAGAUAUGAAUGAACAAGCUUGUAAGGAACUUCAAGUUUUAUGGGACGAGCUUAAGAAAUUUCAAUUUGAUCUCACUUGGCUAGAGCCACAUGUUCAAUCUGCUUUAGGAAUGAAAAGUUUUGUGGAGAAAUCUCUACAUGUUGAAAAGUUGAAGGAGGAUAUGGUAGUUCUAAAGGAAAAGUUGUCCUCUGCUGAGGUAAAUCUUGAUGGAGAAAUAGACUUGUUGAAAGAAAAAGGUUUCAAAGAAAUAGGUUUAGAUUCUGAAUUGGGAUGUGGGAGUUGGAGACCAUAG
Molecule: messenger RNA, 966 nt
Organism: Trifolium pratense (red clover)
Lineage: Eukaryota; Viridiplantae; Streptophyta; Magnoliopsida; Fabales; Fabaceae
Product: MATH domain and coiled-coil domain-containing protein At3g58360-like
Exons: 3
Coding region: 1-966 (321 amino acids)
Molecular function (GO): protein binding
Source: RefSeq, a predicted model, not a curated record